ACUGCUAGCACGUUGAACAAACCAGCAGGUAUGAAAUGCAACCUCCGGGUAUCAAUCGUGCUGCACCGUGUUAGCACUAUGGGGGAAUGAAUUGUGAACAAUAUGGACUUGCUAUAUGGUCCAUUGGGCCUGGGUGUAGUAGCAGGACUGGGCUGUGGGCUCUUCCUCGGUUGGCACCUUCGGGCUCGCUUGGGCCCGACCUCCAAAAGCCUGAUGGCAGCGAUGGGGAACGGCACUGGUGAAGCAAGCGUGAUGGGCGAAGGGGGCGAGUUCAAGAUGAUACUAGUGGUCCGAAAUGACCUGAAGAUGGGUAAAGGGAAGGUGGCUGCCCAGUGCUCCCAUGCUGCCGUAGCAGCUUACAAACAGGUUCAACGCAGGAACGCCGAGCUUCUCAAACAAUGGGAGUACUGUGGCCAGCCCAAGGUGGUGGUGAAGGCCCCUGAUGAGGACACUCUGAUUGAUCUGCUAGGUCAUGCCAAAGAAGUGGGGCUUCCCGUCAGCCUGAUUCAGGAUGCAGGAAGGACGCAAAUCGCGCCCGGAUCACGCACUGUGCUGGGUAUCGGUCCAGGCCCAGCUGAUCUGAUCGAUCAAGUCACUGGAGACUUGAAGCUCUACUAGAGUCCCAGCAUGCAUCUGUCUGACUUGCAUACAAUGUCUUAGUUGUCAGAACUAUUUGCAAUAUAAACUAAGUUGGGCUACCAUGAGUUUAUAUUUUUUAUAAAACAACAAUUUACUUAAUUACAUGUUAACUACUUUUUUGGUGCAGUUUUGGACAUGUAUGCCUAUCACAUUUGUUGACUCUUGAAUGGCAGUAAUAACAGCUUCUGUGACCGAGGCAAAAACACCACAAACACAGUUCAUAUUCCGUGUUCUGUUCAGUCCGGCUGAGGCCUGUCUGAAGACAUGAUGCUCAGAAGAAACAGAUGAAAUAUUAUUGUUAAUCUCAUUAGAAACCCAGGACAAUAAGACUUUUUCACCAAGACUUUUUUCCUUGUCAUAGCAGGAACAGCACAGGUGUAAACUGAUAACAUUAAAGGGAAACUUUCCUGAUUCUAAA
Molecule: messenger RNA, 1057 nt
Organism: Sander lucioperca (pikeperch)
Lineage: Eukaryota; Metazoa; Chordata; Actinopteri; Perciformes; Percidae
Gene: ptrh2
Product: peptidyl-tRNA hydrolase 2
Exons: 2
Coding region: 103-618 (171 amino acids)
Biological process (GO): negative regulation of anoikis; positive regulation of anoikis
Cellular component (GO): cytosol; mitochondrion
Molecular function (GO): peptidyl-tRNA hydrolase activity
Source: RefSeq, a predicted model, not a curated record